Messenger RNA from Lactuca virosa, 648 nucleotides. The record is from the annotation of a GenBank genome assembly. Lineage: Eukaryota; Viridiplantae; Streptophyta; Magnoliopsida; Asterales; Asteraceae.
AUGGCAGACUUUUGGGAUUUUGACACUAUUGAUGUUGAAAUAGAUAAGGAUUUUAAGAAAAAGCAAACUAGUAGAUGCGCUGACGUGUUUUUCAUGUGUCCCAAUGAGGCUGGUGAAGAAGGUGAUGACUUCAUAAACCCUAAAAUUGAACAUAUUGAAGACUAUGUUGAGCUAAAUGAAGAUGAUGUUGUGGAGGAAGAAGAUCAUUUUAACAUAAAUCGAGAAGGGAGUGGGUCUGAUGAAGUAACUAGGACUGAUGAAGAAGUAUUAAGUGAAAUUGACCAAUAUUAUGAGGUUGAGUUUGAUUACAACACUCACGAUCUAAAGGUUAAAUGGAACAAGAUGAAACCAAUUCUUGGACAGAUGGGCUGGUAUGUCCAUCCUAGUGGUGCCAGUGCUUUUGAAGUGAAGAAUGAUUUUCACUCUUAUGGAUUUGACUUAAGAGGGAUGUCAGUACCAGAGACUCUAGAAGAUGGCCUUGUAGAUACUCAGUCUCAACAUGAGCAGAGUGAAGAUGAGGAGGAGGGUAUUGAUGAUACCCAUGAAGUCAUGAGGAAGGACACCCAAGAACUCAGGAGGAGGACCAACCAAGGAAUCAGGAGGAUGGAGCCAUCAGAGAGGAUCAUUGAUUUGAAGUUAAAGAAGUAG